Molecule: messenger RNA, 519 nt
Organism: Theobroma umbraticum
Lineage: Eukaryota; Viridiplantae; Streptophyta; Magnoliopsida; Malvales; Malvaceae
Source: RefSeq, a predicted model, not a curated record
AUGGCCUCAUCAGAAGAUUUUACGUUCCCAAAAAUCACCAAUCCUAUGCCUCUCUUGACGAUUUCACCAUCGCUAUGGCGGGUAUCUUCUUUAGUCUAUCCAGAAUGCGGAGAUGAUGAUGAAGACGAUGGUAAAAGACAAGUACCGAGUUUCCAGAGCAAGAGCUUCUCCCACUUAGGAAGCGAAGCGAAUAAGAUCAGUGCCGGCUAUGAUGCGGAGAGAAUGGACAUGCUGUGGGAGGACUUCAACGAAGAACUGAAAAGGGUUUCUUCCUUGCGUAGCAGAAGGAAAGACGGGAGAAUAAUAUCAUCGAGGGGUGGAAUCAAGUCCAAGGCAGAGCCAGCUAGCAGAGAACCGGCGGCGGUGGAGCUUUGCUACGCUCAGGCCUUGAAGAUGUCCCAAACCGGCAUAGGCACUGGGAUGAUUUACCACAAGCGGCAGAGUAACAGCAUGUUGGCGGUGAUGAAGACCCUGAAGAAGUUCCUUUUUCUUCGCAACUUGGUUUCUAUAAAGAACUAG